AGUGAGAGAAUCAGUAAUUAGUCUACAUUAAGUGUGUAUAAUACAAAAACAAUAAAUCGAAAUGCAUAAUUACGGCUCAAUAAUAUCAAAAUGGGCCAAAAUGUGGUGAAACGUGAAGUUAAAAAAGGUUUAGAACUUUAUGAAUUACGGAAACUAGAAAGUGCAAUCGAUGAAUGGAAUAAAGCUUUACACAGACUGAAUGGAACUGGAGAUAAUCCUACUAAAUUCGUCAUUCUAGGGCAUGUUUGUUGUGCUUAUUUUGAUAUGGGAAAGUAUAGGUGUAUAAUAACGUAUGCAAGGAAACAACUUGAAGUUGCAGAAACAAUAGAACAGGAAACGGAAGCCUGUUUAAAUUUAUCUAGAGCAUACGAACGUUUAGGCGAGUAUAGUAUAGCGGAGGAGUACUGCAAAAAAUGUCUCAGUCGUGACAGAAAGGACUCCAAGUGGGUCAAAUAUGCGUUUUUAUUAUACGGCAGACUUUAUUUUAAACAGUGCCAAUUUUACAAAGGACUUAAGAAUCUUGAAGAAGCUAAAGCUUUUGAAAAAUUGAGUAAUGAUAUUGCAUUUAGGAUACUUGUAAAUAUAUCAUAUGGGCAGUUUUACACAUUUGUUAACGAUAUGGAGACAGGGUGUAUGUAUAUACUUAAAUGCAUUGAAAUUUUAGAAACAAAUACAGAUUCAUACAUUACUAAGAAAUUUCAUAAAAGUAUACAAUUGGAACUUGCAAAGAUUCAUUUAGAAAAUUCACGAUUGAACGAAGCAUUAGACACAUGUGAGAAUGUAAUGAAGGACGCCAUGGAAAGUCGAGAUCGACAACUUCAGGGGGAAUGUCUGUAUGUCUUUGCUGAAAUCCACAGAAGAAGCAGAAGUUUUGAGAGAGCAAGUCCUAGAUAUGAAUCAGCAUAUGCCAUAUUUACUGAAAUAGGAGACAGAUACGGUCUGAUGCAAGUCUUAUAUGGAAUGGCUAAAACAACGUGUCUUCAGCAAGAUUUUGAUCAGGCCAUUGAUCUGUUUAAGAAGACUUUGGAUGCAGCCCAGGAAAUCGGAAAUAAGAUGUAUGCAGUUAAAUGUUGUGUGAACUUGAUAGAUUUGUGUGACACUGGGUCAGUCGAGUCUACACAAUCGUAUGAACAGUUGUUAGAUGACCUACUAGAACAAAUGGGAUUGUACUGUGGUGUCUGUAGCGAGGCUAUAGGAAAAACAAAGGAACAAUUAGACAUGCUACCAUGUUGCCAUCUCAUUCAUACCAGGUGUGCUUGCCAUUUAGCUAGAUACACUUGGGGAAGGAAGGAAAAAAUGAGACCUUGUCCAACAUGCAGGAAGCUGUCUUCAUCAAAUCCUAUGUUGUGAAUAUUGUAAAGUGUUAUACAUCAUAAAACGGUUGAAGUUUUAACCGUGGAUGUUUGGGACCAAAUGAUUUGAUAUCAUUCCGGACGAUCUUGAUAAAAAGGAAAAGCGUGCAAAAAAAUACGCUUAUGUAUUUUUAAUAUCGUAAUCUGGCGUUUAUUGUAUUGUUUUUAAAUCUGCAAUAAAG
This is a messenger RNA of Mytilus trossulus (common blue mussel), 1534 nucleotides long. RefSeq names its product 43 kDa receptor-associated protein of the synapse-like. Gene Ontology annotation, cellular component: neuromuscular junction; plasma membrane. NCBI's taxonomy places the organism in Eukaryota, Metazoa, Mollusca, Bivalvia, Mytilida, Mytilidae. The record is from RefSeq and is a predicted model, not a curated record. Gene Ontology annotation, biological process: synaptic transmission, cholinergic; positive regulation of neuromuscular synaptic transmission. The coding region runs from base 91 to 1350 and encodes 419 amino acids. The transcript is spliced from 6 exons. Gene Ontology annotation, molecular function: protein-membrane adaptor activity; acetylcholine receptor binding.